AUGGCUUUCUUUGGUAAACUUGGGAGUAUUCUACGACAAGCUACAAACAGGAAAAUUGUUUCAGAAUUGCGUCCUUCCCCAUCUGUUUUCCAGGCUAUAAGAUGCAUGUGCUCUGCCCCAACCACAAAGCUAUUUAUUGGGGGUAUUUCAUAUUCAACUGAUGAGCCAAGUUUGAGGGAAGCCUUUUCAAGAUACGGAGAAGUACUUGAUGCUAGGGUAAUUAUGGAUCGCGAAACUGGGAGAUCCAGAGGAUUUGGCUUUAUCACUUUCAAUUCAGUUGAGGAGGCAUCCAGUGCUAUUCAGGCCUUGGAUGGUCAGGACCUUCAUGGUCGUCGAGUUAGGGUAAAUUAUGCUAAUGAAAGACCCCGUGUUUAUGGCGGCGGCGGCUCUUAUGGCAAUGCACCAUACGGUGGUGGAGCUGGGUAUGCAGGUGGAGCUGGGGGCUAUGGUGGAGCUGGGUAUGCAGGUGGGGGUGGUGGCUAUGGGGGAGGUUACGGUGGUGGUGGAUAUGGUGGAGGCAGCUCUGGGCCAGGUGGAAAUUAUGGGGGCAGUGAUGCUGGCAAUAACUAUUCUGCUCCUAGUGGAAGUGGGGCGAGUUAUGGGAAUGAUGGCAGCAGUGGUUUUCCGUCUGACUUUGGCUCUGCAGGUAGUGGCACUAGCUCUGCUGGUGGAUAUGAUGGAAGUGGGGGGUUAGGAUAUGGCAACAUUGGUUUUCCGGCUGAUGUUAGUGGUGCAGGCAGUGGCACUGGCUCUGCUGGUGUACACUUUGAUAGCAAAGACAGUGGCGAUGUAAAUGAGGAUUUGGGAAAUUUUAGGGAUGACAAUGAUGAUGACACUGAUAAUUUUGCCAAAAGGGCCUGA
Messenger RNA from Lathyrus sativus (Indian pea), 861 nucleotides. NCBI's taxonomy places the organism in Eukaryota, Viridiplantae, Streptophyta, Magnoliopsida, Fabales, Fabaceae. The record is from the annotation of a GenBank genome assembly.